AUGGAGCUUCAUAAUACCUACUAUCUCGUGCGGCACGGUAACAGCCUGGCCAAUCAGGCGGGGAAGAUCGUGAGCACUUUGGAGGCGGGCACAUUGGAGGAAUGGGGCCUGUCCGAUCUGGGCAAGCAGCAGGCGCACGCAGCCGGGGACACACUCAGGGAGCGCCUGGGCCAGCAGCCCCAGGCCCCGCUGGUGCUUGCGUCCCCCUUCUCCCGCACACUGCAGACCGCACAGCUGAUCGUGGAGAGGCUUGGGCAUGACGUCGCGGUGCAGGUGCAGGCGCAGAAUCAGGCACAGCCCGCGCCCGAGCUUCGCGAGCGGGACUUUGGCGCCCUGGACGGCGGCUCCGACGCCAGCUACCUCGCGGAGUGGUCGCGCGACGCCGAAGACACGGACUACAAGGCCGGGGGCACCGGGGAGUCGGUGGCGGAGGUGGCACGCCGCGCCACCUCGCUGCUGCGGCGCCUGGAGGACGAGCACAGCGGGCGCAGCGUGAUCCUGGUCGCGCACGGCGACUCCAUCUCCAUCCUGGCGGCGGCCGUGCUGGGGCCGGGCCUGGCGCACCACAGGCAAUACGCGCUGGAGAACUGCGGCGUGCUGUGCUUGGGGCCUGGCGGCGAGGGGCCUAGCGGACAGCAGGCCGAUCCCGCGCCAGGACCAGCAGCAUGA
This is a messenger RNA of Auxenochlorella protothecoides, 669 nucleotides long. Its product is annotated as putative phosphoglycerate mutase GpmB. The record is from RefSeq and is a predicted model, not a curated record. The transcript has 5 exons. Bases 1 to 669 code for a protein of 222 amino acids. Lineage: Eukaryota; Viridiplantae; Chlorophyta; Trebouxiophyceae; Chlorellales; Chlorellaceae.